This is a messenger RNA of Hypoxylon trugodes, 2370 nucleotides long. Its product is annotated as FAD/NAD(P)-binding domain-containing protein. The transcript is spliced from 2 exons. Bases 287 to 2170 code for a protein of 627 amino acids. NCBI's taxonomy places the organism in Eukaryota, Fungi, Ascomycota, Sordariomycetes, Xylariales, Hypoxylaceae. The record is from RefSeq and is a predicted model, not a curated record. Gene Ontology annotation, molecular function: flavin adenine dinucleotide binding; monooxygenase activity.
GUAUAGUCUAAAUGCAACUUCGGUGACGAUUUAUACUCAUUUUGUCGAUCUCCCCAUUGCUUCAAGUGGUGUGAUCUCGCGAACACGUCCUACCUGCACUACGUAUACGACAUACACCACAACGUGCGGGGAUCUAAUAGCCGUCUAAGUUACCGUGCUAAUCACCAAGAAGCUGUCUUAAAACUCGAGGAUUUCGAUCUAUCUCUGUUCUAACUUUGGCCUUAUUGUACUCUACUCUGUUCUCUUCUGUCUAGUACUCUAUUUACUCUUCUAAACAUAUUUAAAUAUGUCAGCACAAGCCGCAGUUUCUCCUAGUCAAGGAGCCGUCCCCGGCUCCGUGGACAUCCCCGUCGCACCUUGGCCAGUAACUGCUACCAAGUAUGAGGGCGUAGAUGCCCCCGCAGUAACUUCCAAAAUAUUGGAGUCUAUAAACGAUUCCCUUCCAAAACAUGAUCACAAAACAAUUGCAAAUCUCUUCCUUGAUAAUGGCUAUUGGCGGGACCAUCUCGCCCUGACUUGGGAUUUCCGUACUAUGAAGGGAAGGGAUAAGAUUGCUUCAUUCCUUGACGAGGGCCAUCACUUGAAAAGUAUUCGGUCCGACCGCGACUACCCAGCAAAGAACGCCGGGCCGGAGUUAGCUCCAUUCCGGAUGGAUGGAUCCGUUCAAGGGAUACAGUCCUUUUUACGCAUCAGUACCGAGUAUGGUUCUGGUCCCGGUUUCAUCCGUCUUAUUCAAGACGAUGCCGGCGAAUGGAAAAUAUGGACUAUUUACACCACAAUGAAUGAACUUCGCAACUACCCAGAACCAGUUGGCCGUCUUAGAGCCAAUGGUGUUACCCAUGGAGUGAACCCCAAUCGGAGAAAUUGGUACGACAGAAGGCAAUCGGAGUUCAGUUUCGAAACUGGCGAUCCGGAUGUACUUAUCAUCGGUGGUGGACAAGCUGGGCUUGCGUUACAUGCCCGAUUGAAGAUGCUUGGUGUUCCCACACUCGCAAUUGACUCGAGUGAGAGCAUCGGCGAUAACUGGAGGAGACGCUAUCCCCAGCUCGUGCUCCAUGACCCGGUAUGGUAUGAUCAUAUGCCGUACAUUGAAUUUCCAAAAGCCUGGCCCGUUUUUACGCCGGCGGCUAAGUUGGCCAACUUUUUGAAGUCGUAUGCUGAAAUGCUCGAGCUCAAUGUGUGGAAUAACACGACCAUCGCGUAUAGUACUUGGGACGAGAAAAAGAAGCAAUGGGAUGUAGUCCUUAAACAAAAGAAGGAUGGGAAUACUGAAGUUCGCGUGAUGCACCCGAAACACAUCGUCCAAGCUACGGGUCAUUCUGGUAAAAAGAACUACCCGCAUUUCAAGGGGAUGGAAAAUUUCAAGGGCGACACUCUCUGCCAUUCCUCUGAAUUUCGAGGCGCUAAGAAGAAUAGUGAGGGAAGAAAAGCAGUUGUGAUCGGUGCAUGCAAUUCCGCCCUCGACAUCGCUCAAGACUUCUACGAAAACGGAUAUGAUGUGACCGUCAUUCAGAGGUCAUCGACCACGCUCAUGAGUAGCAAAGCGGCGGCGUCGAUGCUUGGUGCUUUAUACAGUGAGGAUAGCCCUCCGCUUGAGAUAUCCGACGUACUCGCGUGGGCGAACCCAGGUGAAGUGAAUAAGGCAAUUCAUGCCGAUUUCAACGAGCUCCAGGAAAACAUUGACAAGGAUAUUAUUCAAGGCUUAAACAAAGCCGGCUUUAAAACCAAUCGUGGACCAUCAAACGGCGGUCUCUUCGUCAAGUAUUUCCAAUGUGGAGGCGGAUACUAUAUUGACGUAGGUGCCUCGCAGCCGAUUAUUGAAGGCGCAAUCAAGGUCAAGCACGGCGUCGGCGUUUCUGAGAUCUUGCCGCACGGCGUAAAACUCGAAGACGGAACGGAGUUGGAAGCGGAUGAGAUUGUCUGCGCGACAGGAUACCAGAAUAUGAAAACCGCCACGGAAGCGAUAUUUGGGGAGGAUGUUGCGAAUAAUAUCUCCACUGUAUGGGGCUACGAUGAAGAGGGUGAGACGAGAGUAAUGUGGAGGCCUACGGGUCAACCUGGACUUUGGAUUUUCGGGGGCAACUUGGCUAUGUGUCGGUAUUAUUCUCAACUUGUCGCUGUUCAGAUCAAAGCGCAGCUAGAAGGGUUUUCCAACCCGAUUAAAUCUUAAGGUAAGUCGGGUAUGUGUACGUAUACAGUGUAAACGCCGCUGGAUGAAGUCGUUAUUGUCAAUCCUUCCAAGGAAUCCCUAGACCACUUGUGGGAUUAGUGCCCCUUAAACUGAACCAAUCAUUGCGGUACGCAAGACGAGGAUUCACCCAAUUUAGGAAAGAACAUAAUAUUUUCGGAAUAGUUAAGUAAUCCAAUACG